Messenger RNA from Orussus abietinus, 920 nucleotides. RefSeq names its product very-long-chain (3R)-3-hydroxyacyl-CoA dehydratase 2 (gene Hacd1). Bases 130 to 831 code for a protein of 233 amino acids. Gene Ontology annotation, molecular function: 3-hydroxyacyl-CoA dehydratase activity. Gene Ontology annotation, biological process: fatty acid elongation; very long-chain fatty acid biosynthetic process; sphingolipid biosynthetic process. Gene Ontology annotation, cellular component: endoplasmic reticulum membrane. The record is from RefSeq and is a predicted model, not a curated record. The transcript is spliced from 5 exons. NCBI's taxonomy places the organism in Eukaryota, Metazoa, Arthropoda, Insecta, Hymenoptera, Orussidae.
UUGCAUUACCAUGGACAAACCGGACACCCUGAUCCUCGUGGCCUUAUGCUAAUUAUAUACAUUUUUAAUCCGUCGUGAAGUCACAUUCGCCACUUCGAGCUCGGGGUCAUUAUCGAGUAUCAUCCGAUUAUGGCUAGCACAAGCAACAAAACCAGGGAAUUAGGCGUCUUGGCCAAAUUUUAUUUACGAUCCUAUAACCUUAUCCAGGUUUUAGGAUGGAGUGUGAUAUUACAUUUGAUGAUACAUUAUGACAGUGCGACGUCGCUUAGUUUAUGGGAGACGGUUAAACCUUAUGUAAUUGUAUUUCAAAAUGCUGCUGCAUUAGAGAUAAUCCAUUCGGCAACGGGAUUAGUUCCUUCCAAUCCUUUAAUAACAACAUUUCAAGUUUUAAGUAGAGUCGUUGUAGUGUGUGCAGUAAUAUUAGCGACACCAUCUACCUAUGCAGCUGCCUCUCCAGGCCUUCCACUAGCUCUUACAGCUUGGUCGAUAACGGAAAUUAUUCGAUAUAUGUAUUACUUUUUAAAUCUCAUUGGAUAUGUACCUUACUUUGUUACAUGGCUUAGGUAUACCACAUUUAUCAUACUUUAUCCAGUUGGCGUAACGGGUGAACUUUUGUGCUUUUAUGCAGCUCAGAAGUACGGUGGCAUUAAUCCAAAUGCAUGGAGUUAUUUGUUACCUAAUGCUUGGAAUUUUACAUUUAACUACCGCUGGUUUUUGUUGGCAGUUAUGCUACUAUAUAUUCCACUUUUCCCACAAAUGUACUUGCAUAUGUUUGCUCAGAGGCGUAAAAUAUUAGGUCCAACCACGUCUAUGCCUAAGAAGAUUCAGUAAAUGCAAGGGAACUGCAUUAAUGUUGAUAAUUAUUUUUCCAUCUACAAAGGUACAAAUCGGACGAAAUAAAAUAUUGUAUUGGAUAUUUA